UAAUUACUUUCUUCUAAAAUAUGUCAAUUGGUAUUUACAUAUAUAAAACACAGCUUAAAGAUGUCAAUAUUGAAACAAACUGCUGAUUAACAUUGCUUGACAGUAAUGGCAAUUGUCAGACUAUUGUUAGUCAUUUUGUUUGUAAUUAAUGGAAUAGAAAGAUCAAACCAAAGUCUUGUUCUUGAUUAUUACAAGGAAUCAUGCCCUUUAUUGGAAGAAAUUGUGAGGUAUAUUGUGAAGACUAAAGUGAUAAGGCAGCCUCGAGUAGCGGCUCAAUUGUUGAGACUCCAUUUCCAUGAUUGUUUUGUGCAGGGAUGUGAUGGAUCGGUAUUGUUGGACAGCAAUGGUGUGAUUGUGAGUGAAAAGGGAGCAAAUCCAAAUAGGAAUUCACUCAGAGGGUUUGAAGUAAUUGAUGAUAUAAAGGCUGCAGUAGAAGAAGCAUGUCCAUGGACAGUUUCUUGUGCUGAUAUUGUUGCUAUUGCUGCUCGUGAUUCAGUUGUUUUGAGAGGUGGACCAUCAUGGGAAGUUUGGCUAGGAAGAAGAGACUCCUUAACAGCAAGCUUCAAUGGUGCCAACAAGUUCAUUCCAACUCCAAACUUAUCAUUAGAUGCACUCAUUGCCAAUUUCGCCCAACAGGGUCUUGAUACCAAGGACUUAGUAGCAUUAUCAGGUAGUCAUACAAUAGGGGUAGCAAGAUGUGUAAGUUUCAGGAAAAGAAUCUACAAUCCAGGUUUUCAAGAAAACAUCUAUGAAAGAUAUUCAGAGUUUCAGGAUUCCCUGAAAUCAAUAUGCCCAAGAACAGGGAAUGAUAAUGAAUUAGCACCCCUUGAUUAUAGUACACCGACAUUUUUCGACAACCAUUACUACGAAAACUUGGUAGAAUCAAAAGGGCUGCUGCAUUCAGAUAAUGUUCUGGUGCUUGAAGAUGAAGGUGGAGAUAUACAGCAGAGAGUUUGGGCUUAUGCCAAAAGCAGAACGUUUUUCUUUGAUUCUUUUGCAAGUUCGAUGAUUAAGAUGGGUAAUAUUGAUGUAUUAACUGGGGUUCAAGGUGAGAUUAGGAAGGAUUGUAGGUUUAUUAAUGCUUGAUUCAAACUUUCAAGAAUAUAAUUUAGCUCAUGAUAUAAAAACAGCUUUUUCUAUCAAGAAUUUUCUGAAGCAGAACUGGCAUUUCAAGCUACUAAUUCUAAUACAAGUAGAAAGUAUGAAGCAUCAUCAGAAAGGAUUUUCUUUCUCAUUCACAGCCAUUGUCGGACUGUGUUGGAAGGUGUCCUAAGAUAGUAUUCCUAUCUCAUCACAUGAUGAUCAAACUUCUUAAAUUCUGUGAAAUUUCAAUAUUUA
Molecule: messenger RNA, 1338 nt
Organism: Spinacia oleracea (spinach)
Lineage: Eukaryota; Viridiplantae; Streptophyta; Magnoliopsida; Caryophyllales; Amaranthaceae
Product: peroxidase 20
Exons: 4
Coding region: 106-1086 (326 amino acids)
Biological process (GO): response to oxidative stress; hydrogen peroxide catabolic process
Molecular function (GO): peroxidase activity; heme binding
Source: RefSeq, a predicted model, not a curated record